Messenger RNA from Saccostrea cuccullata (small rock oyster), 575 nucleotides. RefSeq names its product zinc finger protein 582-like. The annotation marks the transcript as partial. The record is from RefSeq and is a predicted model, not a curated record. Lineage: Eukaryota; Metazoa; Mollusca; Bivalvia; Ostreida; Ostreidae. The transcript has 4 exons.
UUUCCGCUGUUUGUCUCGCCAGGACCCCACACAUAAUUUUAUUUAUGUUUAACAAGUGUGCAAGAUCUGCGGUAAUUUAAGGACAUAUCCCUAUGGAGAACCCAAAUGAAGUCGAGGAAGAAGAAAAGAAAGAGAGCAAAGAUCAGCAAAAUACUGCGACUAAAAGGAAACAAGGAGAUGACACAACAGAAAUCAAAUUUCCCAAACCACCAAGAAAGAGAAAACCUCAGAGCUACAUGUGUGAAGAGUGUGGGAAAAUCUUCAACAGAGCUGAUUUAUUGCGCAAUCAUAAGCGUGUUCACUCUGGGGACAAGCCAUUUACCUGUGAAGUUUGCGGAGACAAAUUCAGAGAGCAGGGUCACCUGAGACGUCACAUGACCAGACAUACAGGUAAGAAGCCAUACCAGUGUUACAUUUGCGGGAAGGAGCUCAACAGCAGCCUGGCCAAACACCUCCGGCGCCAUCUCAAUGAUCGACAGUUCUCCUGUGUUCUCUGUGACAAGAAAUUUGUAUCAGGAUUCGAACUCAAGCAACACAUACUGACACAUAAAAAGGGCACAUUCCAGGAAAAUUCU